UUAUUUUGAGGAGGAGAUGGCGGCAACAUUGGAGGAGACGUUGCGCUCUCUUCAUGAUCAGUCAGGAGCGUCUGCAUAUAAUCUGGCAAAUGGGCUAAUUGCAGAUAUCAGACAGAUAUGUUUACAUGAAAUAUCAGAGAAAGACAGAGAUUAUUGUUGCUCAGCUUUGUUUGACAAAGAUAUAGGCAUAAUUGCCUUUUUGCAGAAAGUUGCUGCAAAAGAUGAGUUUCAAAGCACCAAAACAAAUCUACUUGACUUCAUUGGUGACUUUUUGCAGAAAGUUGGGAAAAAACUCUUACCAUAUGCAAUAGACAUCAAGGAAGCAUGUGUAUCAGCAUUCAGCAGAGACAAAUAUGCCAAGGUGAAGAAUUCUGCUCUUGGUGUUUUGGUAAAAGUUUUGGAGCUGACAGUUGGCUCACCAAUACGAGAAGAAAUGAAGAUUGACAAUCUGGUUGAAAAGUUAUUUAGGGAGCUCACUAAAACCUCCAAGCUUGUCCCAACAGUGAAAGGAAACAUUUAUUUUCUGCUGGGUGUCAUUGCUGAAGUAUACCCAGAAGACAUUACCCAAGAUUCAGAUCGUCUUGUUGGCUUGUAUGUCAGUGCACUGAAGGCAGAGAUGACAUCAAAGACAAAGAAACCUGAGUUUCCUGUCAUAGUAGGCUGCUUGCAAGGUUUGACAGCCUACCUAGUAAACUUCACUCAGUCAUCAGAUGAAGGGUCUUCACAUUCUUAUGAAAUCUUCAACUAUGCAAGAAUGGCGAUAGAUCAUAAAGUAGAGUUUUCCAAAUACGAUGUUCCAAAGGCAGGACUCCAACUGUUUGCUCGGCAUGCAGGCCAGUUCAGCCAGUUUUUGGUGGAUGACUAUGAAAACAUGUACACAAAGCUGCAAGCUUGGAGUAAACACCAAAACAGGGAUGUGCUUCAUCAUGGUGUGGCAGCUAUGGAUGCUUUCCUUCGACAAAUUGCUGAGGCUAUAACUGAAAAAGCAAAAAGGGGGAUAAAAGAAGGUGGAAUUUUCAAAUUCUUUGUGCAAGUGUUUCAAACUACAAUGCAGAAUUCUUCAGCCAGCUCCAAAGAAGUUUCCAUGGCAGUGAGAGGAUAUGGUCUUUUUGCUGCUCCUUGCAGUAUAUUUUUGGAACCUGCAGAUGUCACAUUCAUGUUCAGUGAGAUGAUCACAAAAUGUGAACAAGAAUUCCUCAGAACAAAUGAACCUGUACAUGAAAAGCUGUCGUCACUUCCUGACUAUCUCCAUGCUCUGGCCAGCAUCAUCAAAGUGGUAACAAAGGUUUCGGAAGUGUAUGCCUUGACUCUGGAACGCUUAUUGGUCUUACUGUUGGAAAACAUUCCUACCAUCUACCGCGGAUUUCACUUCACCUGUCUCAAAGGAAUCUUGCAUCUUCUUAUUGUUCUGCAAAGCAAAGGCAGUACUUUUAACAAGGUUCUUUCGGGGUUUGUAUACCAGGGAUUAAUUCGUACAUGCUCACAUCCAGUUGUAAUGGGUGCUGAUGAAAACCAAGAGAUUUCCACUGCAGAAACUGAUCUAACAGUAAAACAGAUUACUUACAAAGAUUACUUGGAGGUGUGGUCUGGUCUUUUGGAAAGUGGGAAAAUCAAGGACCUUAUCCAAGAUGGCAUUGGAUUUGCUGAGCGUGAUCAACUGACACAUGCUGUUUACAAUGAACUGAUGCAAGCCAUCCUGAAAGUAAUUUCAAAGCUGGACUUAACAUCUACUACCCAAAGAGAGAGUGAAACUUCUGGCACAGAGGAGGAAAAAAGUGACAUCACUCAAUCAGGUGACCCAGUUCAUGAAAUAGAAGCAAAUCGACCAAUGGACUUCCAGGUCCUUAUCAACCUGGUGGACUUCAGCAGAGAUUUGCUUGUGCCUAAACACUUCCAGUAUUUUGAAAAGUGGGUGUUCACUUUUACUCACACAGUUGUUGUUCAGUCUACAGAGUUUCCCCUAGUGAGUGGAUUUUACAAACUCUUAGCUGUAACCAUGAAAAUAGCAAACAAGUUGGAGUACUUCAAGGACAUUGCUGUGGAGAAUUCUUUUAAGAAAGAAGAGCAAAUGGAUGUGGAUGAAACUGGGAUAGAUGGUCAGACCGAAAAACAUCUCACAUACAUACUGAUCAAGAAGUUCUCUGAGGAGGUGUUGGUGAGAAUGAAGAAGUUUCAUGAUGACCUACUAGCAUCCUGCCUAACGCUUAUCCUAACUUUACCAAAAGAAAUCAUUGCCCAGCAGAUGUCUAAAAUAGUGCCUGCAAUACAGCUGACAUUCUCUGUGGGCUUGAGCUACCUGCCUUUAGCAGAAGUGGGACUUGAUUCUUUAGUGUGGUGGUCACAAGUGUUGCCUCCUGAAGUCCUGGCCCCACACUAUGCCAACAUCCUGCCUUGUUUGGAUAGCUACUUAAAGACUGUAGACACAGGAGCAGAAGAUGUCAGUGUGGAAACACUGGUCACUGUGUCCUCAUCUAAGUCAAAGUAUCGAGGGAAAAAAUUGCCAGUCCGCUUGGUUAAGGAACGCAAGCCUGUAGAUUUAGACAAGGGAUACGAAAGUCAGCUUUCAGUAGUCAAGCAAAAAAUUGUGACAUACCUUGGGUCACUUGGUGGUAGCAUGAACUUUGCCCUUCUUGCUAGAAGGGAGGAAGAAAUUAGCAGGCGUGCCAUUGCUUGGGACACAGAGCAGCAUUUGCGUUUUGACAUUCCUUUCUUUGACAUGAAGCCUAGCAUCUACUUUGAUCCCUUCUUACCUCAUGUGGUUGAACUAGCCACUCAGUCCAGCAACCGUCAGACUAAAGUAAGUGCUUGUGAAUUGCUGCACUCGCUAAUCCUGUACACACUUGGGCGCAGUGCACAACAGCCAGGCGAGAUACAGAAAAGAAACCCUAUGGACAGCCUCUAUCGUAAACUGUUUCCAGCCCUUUUGUCUCUUUCCUGUGAUGUUGAACAGGUGUGUCGUCAGCUAUUUGAACCUUUGGUGAAGCAGCUGAUUCACUGGUUCACAGGAAACAAGAUGGCAGAAAGCCCAGAGUCGAUGGCUUUGUUAGAUUCCAUCUUUGAUGGCCUUGUGCAGCAGGACAACACCAUGCUUCGCGAUUUUGCAGCUCAGUGUCUACGUGAAUUUCUAAUUUGGUCCAUCAAACAAACUUCAAAAAAGGCUAUGGAGACAAAUCCCAGAAAUGUGACAUCUAUUCUGAAAAGGAUGCAGAGUUUCGCCCUUCAUCCAAGUGCCUUUAAAAGACUGGGUGCUGCACUAGCUUUUAAUAAUAUAUACAUGGUGUUUCGAGAAGAGCAGUCGUUGGUGGACCGCUUCACUUUCCAGAUUCUGGUGUUGUUUGUAGAGAGCCUGGGCAUUGCGCACCAAGAUGAGGCUUCGCUUGGCACACAGGAGCAGUGCAAAAAGGCCCUGGAACAUGUGGAAAAGAUUGUUUGCAAGAGAGUAGAUAUCUUGAGGAAACCAUCACCUCACAGAAAGGAACCUAGUGAGUGGAGCAAACAAACACUUGACAUUGCCGUGCGGUGGCUGGUGCGGCAAUGUGGACGUCCACAGACUGAGUGCCGACAUGCCUGCAUGCAGCUUAUGUACAAGUUAGCUCCCUUGAUCCCAGGCAUCAGUUCACCAUUUGAUUAUUUCAAGGCUGCCCUGGACAUUCAAAAUGCUUCAUACUUUGUGGUGAGAUUUGAGGGUGGUGGCCAAGUAGGGGACAGAGGUGGCCUGUGUGGCCACCCUACACCAAGCAAGGUGGCUGAGAACUUUUCUCUAAAGGCAGUCCUAUCAUGGUUUGAUAUGCUGCUGGCUGUUUUGGACUGUUACUGCUGGGUAUUUGGUGAAGGGCUUUUGUCACCAGCCAAAAUGUUUGAAAGUUCUGGAUUUAAGGGCACUCGUGUCUUUAGCAGCUUGCAGUAUUUUGUGACAGAGAUGGCAUUGGGUGAUUUGUCUGUGGCUGCAAAGCAAUUCCAAAGGAAAGCAGAAGCUGUUUUCUUCACCCCAAAAGAAAAGGAUGACUACAACAAGGUCAAGUGCACUGUGCUCAUCAGAAUGUGGAACUUUUUGACUGUACUGAUUGCCAGGUAUCCUUCAGAAGCCUUCAAGGUGAUUCCUCAGACGCUGUUUUGUGACGACUUGUGGAGGCUUUGUAUUCGCUGUGUGGUUCAACCUAGCAGUGUGGGCUUCAACAUGGGUGACAUUGAGAUCAUCACAAAGCUUCCACACGAGAUGAUGCAGGUGUUAAAAGUGCUAUCAAAACAACUGCCGUUGCCAGAAAGGAAAGAGCUGGUGAAAAUUUUGGAGCAGGAGCUGAAGGGAAAGGGAGACUUGUUUGGCCAAAUUCCAAUUUCCCUGACUAGCAGCAGCAUAGACUACACCAACCUCCAACAGACUGUUGAAGGAUAUUGUCAGCUGCAUGAUGUGAGAAUAUUACUGGAAGUUUUAGGUAAACACGGACAACCAGAGAAGCUUGCGGAACUGUUAUUUGACAGUGUUUUGAAGGGUAUCACGGAAAAAAAGGAUGGCAAGGAUAAAACGGUAUCACUGAGUCCUGCAGCUCACAGAUUCGCAUCUCAGCUGCUUAAGCUUGCUUUUCAACUGGGUCUUCCGGCAGAAAAACUUGUGGAGGGAAUACUGGACAUUCGCAUAAUUCAAGGACUCUCCUUGGGAAUAGAGUACAUGCUAGGAGACCAUUUCUUCACCCUCUUCAAGACUCCUAUCUCAUCUCAUGUUGCAGCAAGCAGUGAUGUAGUUUCCCUGCUAAUGAACAAAGCUACUGUAGACCCACACCGUGUUUGCAAUGUCUUGGUAGCUAUGUUGGAAAAUGUUGCCCAAGAUAGAAGAAUUCGCAAAAGCAAUGGCCCCAGAAUAGUAGAUAUGGUGGCUUCAAAAUGGCACCACCUAGAGUCGUGGUGGCAAGCAGGUUCAUCAGAUUUGCAAGGACUGGCAGUGUUACUACUGACCAAACUCCUGCUUGUUGACAGCAAGGCUGUCCUUAAUGUAGAAAAAAGCCACUUUACUACUGUCUUUACCAGUUACUGCACUAUACUGGCAGAGAAAAAGACAAAUCUGGCUUUCAAGAAUCGAGCAUUAGAUGUUCUGCCAUUUUUUGCAGCAGUACCUGAUGCUAAGUUAAAAGAUGUCUUAGACGGGCUUGUGGCAGACAACUUUCCACUAAGGAGCUCAGAACUUACAAAGGGGACUCCACGCUUUGUUGAUUACAUCAGUGCUAUUGAUAAGUUGCUGUCUGCUUUGGAAUUGUCAUCGAGUUUAGUGCUUUUGGAACUGCUCAUCAGCAUCUUCUGCCGAGAGGAGGGUCGACAUGUUCAUGAAGAUGCCAUUCAGCAAUCAUUGAAUACAUUCACUGCAAGAUUGCCGGCAGAGAAGCAAAAGGAUGCAUUGGAUGUUCCUUACAAAAUAGUCUUUUGUGAAAGUGGCUUUCAAGACAUGAUUCGACGGACAACACUGGAGCGGGUCUGCUUGCCAAUACUGCGUUGUGUUCACAAGGCUGCCUUGAUAGAAUUUUUUUUGGACCACAUCUUGGAUCUCAUGAGGAUUGUUGAACAGAAUCUGGCCAAAGGUCCUGAGAGCAUUCUAAAGACGCAGCUGACCAGCAAAGUAUGCUGCUUUCAGCUGCUUGAAGUCAUGUAUAGCCGCCUUUCCAGGGAGGAAGUCAAUUCACUCAGUUCUGAAAUCAACAAGAAAGUUUGCUUUGGGAAACCUGAGACUGGCAAAGAGAUGACACAGAAAAUCAUAAAGGCUGCAAAUAACGCGAAGAGUGAAGAUACUCGAGGGGAUUUCAUGGUGACAGAACUCCGCCGACAGUACCACUGCUAUAGCUAUAAUUUGCUGAUAGCAAUCAUUUGCUGUGUGCAGAAUGAACACAAAUUCUACAAAGGGUUUCUUUUUCAAGACAAUACAAGCAAGGGUCAGUUUUUGUUGGAAAACAUUGUUGAUAGAGAUCAGAAGUACGAAUUCCCACUUGAACUGGAGUCUCAGUUUGAAAGGAAGAAGAAGUUUGUGGCCAUCAGGAGUGAAAUGCAGGAAAAACAAUCAGACAAAGAUGGAGCUAUCUCAUCAUAUCAUCUGGCCUCUCAGUAUUUGACAGAGAGCAGCUUGAGUGAAGACCUGAGCAAAUAUGAGUUCACAGUUUCUGGAUCUGCUCAAAAUACAUCUGGCAUUCCAAAAACAAAAGCAAGUCUUCGCAAAAACUCAAGUUAUGGAGGGGAUAAUAAAGUGAGACUGGAUGGUGAUUAUGUGGAGCUUGAAAUGGAUGCUCUGAAUUCCCAUGAGUGUAUGGCUCCUCUUGUAGCUUUACUUAAACAUAUUCAUAAAAACAACAUAUUCCCAGCUGCCCAGUCAGAUGCUUCAAGUCAAGACAUGCCUCAGUGGAUGGUAUUUCUGCAUGACAAGAUGACAAAAAACACAGGCUCAGAUACUCUGAACAUCCGGUUAUUCAUUGCAAAACUGAUCAUCAACACAUCUGAGAUUUUUCAGCCAUUUGCCAGGCUUUGGUUGCGUCCUCUUUGUCAGUUGAUUUUGUCAACUAGCCUUUGUGACAAUGGAAUCAACUACUUUAUUAUGGAUCUUUUGGUCACCAUGUUGUCAUGGCACAGUACAGCCGUCCCGCAGAAUUCCUCCACUGAGAGAGCUAUGGCAUCACGCCUUGUGGAGUUUCUGGUACGCAAUGUGCAUCACGAGACCCGAGCCAUUUUUAGAAACAACCUGGAGAUGCUCAAAACACUUCUUGAAUGUUGGAAAGACUGCAUUGAAAUCCCAUAUCAGGAAGUCUAUAAUCAGUUGAAGAUGCCAGAUCCAUCAUCCAAAAGCAGCCUAAUUGGUAUCCAGGUGCUGGGAGUCAUCAUGACCUGCAAUUAUGCUCCUUAUGGACCAUCUGCAUCUGUUGAUAGAAACAGAUACUUUACCACACUGGCAUCAUCCAUGACAAACAGUUCCAAGAUGAUCUUUGCUGCUGCUGCAGAGGUGGUGGGUAUGGUGUUUGCAUAUUUGGCAGACAAAGAAAAUGAGACAGAUGGACAAUUUCACAGUCAUGUUGAGUCUGUACUUGGUAAAGUCGCUCCACAUAACUUCCUUGUUUGUGUCCAUUGCAUACAUCGGCACUACCCGCCUAUGGCUGACAGGUUUUUGAAUAAACUUCUGUUUAUGUUGCCUGGUCUUCAUGGAGAGUUCCGAGUGCAGUGUCUAGAAGUCAUAAUGGGUUGUAUUGAGCAGCUGGACGAUGCCUUUCGGGAGCUGCAAAGUAAAGGCCUACUUAACUUUCUCACUCAAAGAGAUGAAGACACCCAGAUUGUGGCGCUGGGGAUUGUGAAUGCCAUGGUGCCAAAGUUAUCAGCCACAGAACUUCAGACAUUUUUGCCAGCCAUCACUGGGUUCAGCAAUCACCCUAGUGUUACUUGCCGGCAGAUAAUGAUGAAGAUCUUGAUGUGGACUUACGACAACUACAGAGACAAUGAAAGUAAAGAAGGACAAGAGAUCAUGAAAGUAACCCAGGAAUCAUUGCUUCAAGGUCUUUGUGAUGAUAACCUUCACUGCAGACUUACAAUGCAGAAUUUUUGGAGCAGUGAGUCCCGACUACCUGAUGGUACAGUUGAUCGCAUGAUUUCUAUUUUGGAGGCCAUGUAUACUCCAGGAAGUGAAUGCAACUAUCUGAGUUAUGCCACAAACCUUCUGCUAGAGAUGACAUCAAAAAGUCCCGACUAUGAUCGUCAGAUUUUUGAACACCCUUUGUCAGAAUGCACUUUUAGGGACUACUCUGUACAGUCAUCAUGGAGGCAGAGGCAUGCAGUAAUGACUCCACUAUUUGCUGUCACCCAAGGCAGUGAGACCAUGGAGGAUGUGGAGGAUAGUCUGAGGGGAGGAGUACGUGCCACGGUGGAUGUUGAACAGUUUACAGCCACCAUGGAAACAGGAUCAAAUGCUCCAUUCAAUUGGCUGACACAAAGCAGUCUGGAUACAUUUGCUGAUGCCAGCCUGAUGGAGACAAACUCUUUAAGCUCCCUGCUGUUCACAGUGGGCUCUUCCAGUAAGGGUGCAGAUUCAAAGACUCGUGUUGCCACAAGACAUCAUCACACAGGAACAGGCAGUAACUUUGGAAAACAGAUGGCCAGAACUGAACGCACAGGAAAUUCUGCAGGGCCCAAGAAUGACAAUAACACACCUGAUGAAGAUAAUGUGUGGAAACUGCGGAGGCGUUUUUUGAAGGACAGAUCUACAGCUAGUAAAUACUUUGCUCGAAGAGAGAUCAAAGAAAAGAGCAAGAGAGAGGAAAGGCUGAAACAGCAGCGCUUGAGGCGAGAAAAUCAGGUAACUCUCUACCGAAGGUAUCGCAUUGGUGAUCUUCCAGACAUCCAGAUCAAAUAUUCGUACAUCAUUGCUCCACUGCAAGCUCUUGCACAUCGAGACAACACAAUAGCCAAGUUGCUGUUUGGAGCUGUUUUCAAAGCCAUUUAUCAGGAGAUGGAUAAAGUAAAGACUGACCAAGAGAUGGAAGAGACAAAGGAGAAGAUCAGUGACAGUUUGGGGCGAAUGUUAUCAACAUCCAUUCACUACUUUACACCCUUCAUGGGCUGUGUUAUGGAUAUUCUUCACACCCUGCGGUCAAGUCUGAAAGUUGAAGUUAGUGAGCUGAGCAUAGCAGCCAAGAUCAGCAAUCUGCAACCCCUUGGCAUUGAAGUCAUUGAGGAGCGGCUUAUUACAGAAGAUUCAGGUGGUGCACGCCCAUCGAAGCGCAGUCGAUAUGAUGUGACACCUGUCACCAAAGAUGAUAUGCAAUGGAUAGAAUUAGCAAAGCUGUACAAGUCUUUGGGAGAGUUUGAUGUGCUGCAUGGUAUUUUUAGUGGCAUGCUCAAGACCAAGGAAGUCACCCAGCUUGCCUUAAUAGAAGAAUCUCAUAGUGAAUACAAAGCAGCCAUAGCUCUCUAUAAUAAGGCAUUAGAAAGUGCAGACCAUGACCCAAGACCUUUGGAAGCAGAGAUUGACCUGUGGGAUGAAAGCCGCAUGGAGUGUCUGAACCGCUUGACUGAAUGGACAAAGUUAGAGAUGGUGACCACAGAUGCACUGAGUCAGGAAGGAGAAAUAUCACUUGCAUCUGUCUGGGAUGACACAUAUUACAUGGAAACAUAUUUGCCAUACCUGAUACGCAGUAAACUGAAAUUACUCCUCCAUGGAGAUGAGAAGCAGCAGUCAUUGCUAUCCUUUAUUGAUGACUCCAUGAAGAACCCACAACACAGAGCACAUCUUGAGAGUCGAUAUUGUGAGGACCUAGCACUUAUGUAUGUGUGGCAGAAGAACUUUGACCUCGCUCGACACUAUGCGAGACUUGCUGUGCAGAGCUUUUUCCAGGACUGGAGCAGCACAGACAGUCUCAUGACAGCCAGCAGAACACACUGUCUACAGCGCCUGCAGCCUCUUUUGGAGCUACAAGAGUUUCUUGAUUUCGUGGCAGAUAAAAAUAACUUCACCUCCUUUGAGCCCAGUCACCAGCUGAUUGCAAGAUGGGAGCAGCGCUAUCCUCAUGUACAGCUGGACUUGGUGGACAUCUGGGAUGAUGUUGUGACCAACAGGAAUGUUUAUAUGGACAAGAUCAGAGAUCAGAUGUUGUCCUCAAACUUGAUGGAAGAGGAUCAUGACAGCAGUAUUUUUGAGGACAUCAAGCUUAGGCAGCAACUGAAGCUAGCACACAGCUGCCAGGAGCAAAAUAACUUCAACCUCACCCUGCGUAUACUUAAGGAAACAUAUUCUAAAUGCAAGCGAGAAAAGAGCGAACUCCUUGUAGUGGAGUGGAGUCAUCUUUAUGCUACUACACACCAGAAGAAAGCACUCAGCUGCAGUGGCAUUUGGAGUAAAGACAUGCUUUACAAUGUCCUCAGCACGUUGGAUCCACUCUCAAAAGUGGCAGAAAGCAAAAUGUUGAGAGAGAAACCAGCACUAGGCAUGCGGCACAUGAUUCUAGAGAGCCGGACAUUUGAUGCUGUUGUGACCGGUCUUAUGAGCGUGGGAAAUCUGGAAGAACUGGGUGACAAAACCUGUGAAAAACUACAGCAAUAUACAAAAUCACCUCUCAACAAAGGAGAUCUUAUUAAAGAACUUAUUCAUCAUGGUUAUGAGUCCUUGCGAAAAGUCAUCUCAGAAGUACCCGAAGACAGCUCCCGAGAUGCAGUGUGUUUACAACAGGAUGUACAGUUGGCUUUGGCCAAAUAUUGUGAUAAAUAUCUGCGACUGGCAGAGGAAAAUGAUGGCCUCGUAGCUUCAGAAAGCAUGGAGGUAUUUCCAGCUACUGCAGUGAAGUGUUUGCUGGAUGCGAUGCGAGCUGGUUCAGCUGAGGCCCUGGAGCGUUUCCCCAGACUGCUACAUAUAAUUGAGCACUAUCCUGACACCACAGAUAUGUUCUUGAAGAAGUCUGAGACUAUACCUAGCUGGAUGUUCAUCCUGUGGAUCAGUCAGAUGAUGGCACUGUUGGACAAACACCAAGCACACGCUGUACGACCAAUCAUACUGCGUAUUGCCACUGAAUACCCACAAGCCAUAGUCUACCCAUUCCACAUUAGUCAAGAAAGCUUCACUUUUGGGUCUACUGCUGAAGACAGAAGGAACAAACAAGGCAUUGAAGAGUUGGAUGCCUUGUUGUCAGAAGAAAGAGUACCUCUUGUCAGGACAUUUAUAUCAGCUCUGGAGCAGUUUAGCCAGCCGGUUCAGAUGUUUCAGGACUGGUCAAGAGACAUAACAAAGAUACUUGAGAAAAGGCCAGCAGCUGAGAUCAAGAAGAAGUAUAAAGAGAUAUACGAUAUGUUGUUGGAAAUGCCACACAAAGGAGAGCAGAGUGGAACUCAGGCACAGCAGACAUCAUUUGGUGCUGUGAGCAUGGGAGAAUUCCAUCGCAGGUUUGCAGAGGUUUUCAAGAAUGAGUUUGACAAUCACUUUGGAGUAGAUGGCUCAAAGCUUGUAACCAUGACAGCAAAGGAAUUCAGUGGCAUUUUGAGGAACCUUCAAGCUCAGUUUGAAAAACACAAGGCAGAUCUGACACCUCCUACCAACAUUGGCAAAUACUGUUCAUGGAUGGCUAACUUUAAUCCUAACCAUGAGAGUCGAGAGCUUGAGAUACCAGGGCAGUAUGAUGGUCUGAGGAAACCUAUGCCAGAGUAUCAUGUGAAAGUUGCAGGUUUUGAUGAAAGGGUUUUAGUGAUGUCAUCACUUCGCAGACCUAAGCGUAUCACAAUACGUGGCAAUGAUGAAAAAGAUUACCACUACCUCGUAAAAGGUGGCGAAGACUUGAGACAGGAUCAGCGCAUUGAACAACUGUUUGUUCUUAUGAAUAAAGUCUUGGAGAAGGACCCAGUCUGCAAAGCUCGCAGGCUAGUUUUGAAGACAUACCAGGUUAUUCCCAUGAAUACAAGGGUAGGCCUGAUAGAAUGGAUGAGCAACACCAUCCCACUGAAGGAGUUUCUAUUGAAUGCUAUGACUGAGAAAGAGAGAACUGCAUAUUUUGGAGAGAAUGGCCCAUCUCAACUCCAUUACAAGUGGUUGCCAAAGUUACCAAAGAAGACUGAUUGGGGACUAAUUUAUGGCCAAGUUUAUCAGAAUUAUAGCAAGACUGAAACAAUGAAGGAGUUUAGAAUUAAAGAAAGCAAAGUUCCUUGGGAUCUCUCCAGGCGAGCAUUACAGCACUUGAGCACAUCACCUGAGGCAUUCCAUUUCUUGCGAUGUGAAAUGCUGACAUCACAUGCUGUACUGUGUAUUUGUCAUUAUCUCCUGGGUAUUGGUGACCGCCAUCUCUCAAACUUCAUGGUCAAUGGUAGGACUGGGCAUAUGGUUGGCAUUGACUUUGGUCAUGCUUUUGGAUCUGCUACACAGUUUAUUCCAGUACCAGAACUGAUGGUCUUUAGACUGACACGUCAGAUAGUCAAUCUGGGUCUGCCCUUCAAGGUGAAAGGACUUCUGGAAAAUACGAUGAUUCAUGUGCUUCAUGCACUGAGGCAGAACCAUGACCUCCUGCUUUCCACAAUGGAUGUCUUUGUCAAGGAGGUGUCUCUUGACUGGCUGCAAUUUGCAGAAAGGCAGAUGAGAGGAGGAAUGGGACCGAAAGAUGCAGAUGAAGACAUGAGGUGGUAUCCAAAACAAAAAAUUGAAACAGCUGCCCGCAAGCUUAAGGGGGAUAACCCAUCCUACAUCACUAGAGAUGAACUGAGAAUUGGCCACUUGAGGAAUCAAGCACUGAAAGAUUUUGAGAAGGUUGCUCUUGGCGAUGUACAGGACAACAUCCGGGCUCGUUUGAAAGAGAAAGGACUGACGGAAGAACAACAAGUGGCAGCACUUAUUGACCAAGCAACUGACCCUAACAUUCUUGGCCGUGCAUGGGGGGGCUGGGAACCUUGGCUUUAGGAAAUGGACAUUGAAUAGCUUUGGAAACAAUAUCAACAGAAGAGUGGUCUCACAAAUAUGCCAGCAACCUGUAUAUGCUUAAGUUUAUCUGGCUUUGAGUGUUCACAAAGGACAAAAAGAAGAAAUUAUUGGUAAUAAAUGUCAUUGAUAAGCUGGCGAUCUCAGAUUAGAUUAUUGCUAGGACUUAACAAAGAUGUGAAGAUCGCUGUUUUUACAGUUCAUUUGCAAAAACUGUCUUACAAAAGUAAGCAUUCUGGCUGUAAUAUCUUAGGUUCACAAAUAUUUUUCAUCUUUACUUCUUUUGAACAUUAAGUAAAUCUGUGCUUGGCAGGUGUAUGUUCUGUCUAUUGUUUAGUUCAGGGAACAGUAGGAAUAAUACUGUAUCAAAAAUAGCUUUUACAGCACAUAAUGAAAGAAAAAAAUUACAAUUUUAUUUUUCCAUAUAACUUGCUUUAAUGGACUUGAAUUGUGCAAGCCCAUUACAGGGAUAUGCUGAAAAUCAGCUUCUGAUUAUUCCAGAUAAAUGACAUCCAUUAACUGAUGUACGUCAAAUUGUGAUGCAAGUUGUGAUUAACCAUUUCAUAUAUGCUUAGAAACAGUAUUUCUCAGUUUUUUUGUGAUGUUGAAGUUAUGUACAUUUGCAGUAGAAUGCUUGAAGACUUAACUUCUGUGUAAUUUAUGCUUAUAAAUCUUAAUUUUAGCACAUGAAUACAUCACUUGCUUAUUUGUUGGGUUUUUAAAAUGUUUUGCAUCCUUGAUUAUGAAUUUCCUCCAGAGCUGUGCCUAGUGAGGCAAGCUUUGUUCACUGAGGACAUUAUUUCCCAAUAAAAAUAUUCCAGAAGUAUUUUGGAUAAAAGUACUACAAGACCAUUUUAUUUGGGCUGUUAUGGAGUGUUCAGAAGUAUUUUUGAAGUUUCUUUAUAAGUAUUGAUGCAUAUAAUCUUAAAGAAUAUUUUAAAAACUGCACACACUGACACACAGGCUUCACUGAUGGCCUUUAUCUUCAUAUACAAUUUUUAACACCUGAAGGUGGUACGUGCAUGAAUCAAUAAUGACAAAUGCAAAGGAUGUGCCCUUUUAAGAAAUAGUAAAACUUAAUGUGCAAAAAAGAAUGUGACUGGUGUGUCAUCUGUUAUUGUGCUGUUGGUAAUGGUUAAUAUAUACUUGGAGAGAAA
Molecule: messenger RNA, 13560 nt
Organism: Pomacea canaliculata
Lineage: Eukaryota; Metazoa; Mollusca; Gastropoda; Architaenioglossa; Ampullariidae
Product: DNA-dependent protein kinase catalytic subunit-like
Exons: 88
Coding region: 17-12385 (4122 amino acids)
Biological process (GO): telomere maintenance; double-strand break repair via nonhomologous end joining; intrinsic apoptotic signaling pathway in response to DNA damage
Cellular component (GO): nucleus
Molecular function (GO): DNA-dependent protein kinase activity; protein binding
Source: RefSeq, a predicted model, not a curated record